AUGAGCCGCUAUCCCCCACCGGAGUUAAAGCCAGUUGGCCAAGGUCAGCCGGCAAGCCUGUCACCCAGCCAGGAGGAACACCUCAGCAAUCAGCCAGCCAGCCCAUUGCUCUCACGACUGAUCAAAAUAACCAACCAAUGUGGAAAGCUGCACUGCGAAGCAGCUGAUGGAGCAAACUUCAAAACCAAUUACUGCACGCACAGAGAAGCUGUCUGGCCAGAAAGACCAGCACAGAUUAGGAGGUUGCAACAUUGGAAGAUGCAUGCAAAGCACCAUGGCUGUGAAGCAACACAUAUGGAGAUGGCUCUUGUUCUCAUUGCAACCUUGGUUGUUGCCCAGAUGAUUGUGCUUGUUCAGUGGAAGCAAAGACACUGUUGAAUAUACAAUUUAGUCACGCUGCUGCAGAUGUGGGUUGUUCAUUUUCUUUAUUUCACUGUCAGAUUUUACUGGUGGAAAUCCCUGUCCAUGGGGGGAAUGGUCUCAGUUAUUACCAGUUACAUCAGUUUCAGAGCAACCUGCAAGCCUCUCUUGGGAAGAACACCACAGUUGGUCUACAAAUGGUUCCUCCUGAUCUAUAAACUGAGUUAUGCAAUUGGGAUUGUGGGUUAUCUAGCCAUAAUGUUUACCCUGUUUGGAUUUAAUUUAUUCUUUAGAAUGGAGUCUGAUGACUCCAUGGAUUUUGCUGUGACACUGCUUUUUUAUGGACUGUACUAUGGAAUGAUGGGAAUAGACUUUGCAGAGACUUGUUCUGACUACAUGGCUCCCAACAUCAGUUUUUACAACAUCAGUGGCAUACCAACAAGAACUUUGUCCAACAACAUUUGUGCAGUCUGCACACAGAAAAUUUUUGUGGAUAUAAAUGAAGAAAGGAUCAUCGAAAAUACCUACCAGCUGUCCUGUAAUCAUGUGUUUCAUGAAUCCUGCAUCUGUGGCUGGGGCAUUGUUGGCAAAAACCAGACUUGCUCACACUGCCCUGAGAAAGUUGAUUUGAAGAGGAUUUUCCUUAACAACAGAUUAGGUAGGAAUGCACACAUAUUGUAUGGAUGACUUUUGGACUGGCUCUACUAUCUGGUGGUUUCGCAAUCAGUUGUUAUAGGCAUCGUCCAAGGCAUUAAUUACUCACUGGCUCUAAAACAGGACUCAGAUCAUUAG
Messenger RNA from Haliaeetus leucocephalus (bald eagle), 1152 nucleotides. RefSeq names its product ring finger protein 175 (gene RNF175). Gene Ontology annotation, molecular function: metal ion binding; ubiquitin protein ligase activity. Gene Ontology annotation, cellular component: Golgi membrane; endoplasmic reticulum membrane. NCBI's taxonomy places the organism in Eukaryota, Metazoa, Chordata, Aves, Accipitriformes, Accipitridae. The record is from RefSeq and is a predicted model, not a curated record.